AUGGAGCGGUCCGGGGCAGGCCGGGCCUCCUUUGCCUGGUUUGCCGAGGGGAAACAGCUCACAGCAAGGCUCCAGGAAGACACCCGGGUCAAGUCCACCCCGAGACUCGGGGCGCCCCGCGCACGUGGCGGGGCGGAGAGACACCACGCGGCGGAGCCGCCCGGGAAGGCUCGGUCCCCACAGGCCUUCGCGGGGGAGCCGGGCGGGGACCGGCUUGACCAGAGCCGGAUCCUCGUCCGCGGGGCAGAGCCGGGUAACGGUCGGGCGGGCUUCUGCGCACGCGCCGUACCCGGCAGCCGACGCCGCCCGACUCCGAGGCGCCAGCGCCGCGGCGCCGGCAUGCACCCGCGGCCCGCACCGCCCGGGGGCGCCUUGGCGCUGAGCCCGGGCUGGAGACCGGACGGCGGCGGAGCCCGGGGGCCCUGCUGGCCGUGGCGGAAAUGGAAGCAGCUGUCGAGGUUACAGCGGACGGUGGUCCUCUUCCUGCUGGCGGUCCUGAUGCUCUUCGGCCUCCGGUCCUAUGUCCACGUGGCCGAUGAGUGGACAGCUGUGGACAGCAGGUCGGCGGCAGCAUGGCAGAUGAGACCAGCAAAUCCUCCCGUCUUGCCAGCCCCUCGGAAAGCAGCUGAGAACCCAGAGACCGUGGCGGGGCUGUCGCCUCAGAAGCCCCAAAGGCAUUUCCGACGAGGACCCCCCAACCUGCAGACGAGAGCACCUGAUGGAGACGCCCAGGAGAGGAGCUGGACGGGAGCAGGGACAAAGGCGGAGCAGGGCGCCAGACACCCUCCCAAGAAGGCAAAGGUCCCCCGCUGGCCUUUUCAGCAGCAGGUCCUGACGACUCAGGCCAGUCAAGCCUCCCAGAACGAGCGCCAGAAGGCCGUGGUGGAUGCCUUCCUCCACGCGUGGGCUGGAUACCGCAAGUUCGCCUGGGGCCACGACGAGCUGAAGCCCCUGACCAGGUCCUUCAGUGAGUGGUUCGGCCUCGGCCUCACGCUGAUCGACGCCCUGGACACCAUGUGGAUUCUGGGGCUAAAGAAAGAAUUUCAAGAAGCCAGGAAUUGGGUGUCCAAGAGGUUAUUGUUUCAGAAAGAUGUGGACGUCAACCUGUUUGAGAGCACGAUCCGGAUCCUGGGGGGGCUGCUGAGUGCAUUCCACCUGUCUGGGGACGUCCUCUUCCUGACGAAGGCUGAGGAUUUUGGAAAUCGGUUAAUGCCUGCCUUCCGAACACCCUCUAAGAUUCCGUACUCCUUUGUAAACAUCGGCACCGGAGUUGCUCACCCACCCCGAUGGACCUCUGAUAGCACGGUGGCUGAGGUGACGAGCAUUCAGCUGGAGUUCCGAGAGCUCUCUCGUCUCACGGGGGAUAAGAAAUUUCAGGAGGCCGCAGAGGAGGUGACGAGGCGCGUGCAUGCCCUGCGCGGGAAGCUGGACGGGCUGGUGCCCAUGUUCAUCAGCACCAACAGCGGCAGCUUCACCCACCUGGGCGUGUUCACCCUGGGCGCCAGGGCCGACAGCUACUACGAGUACCUGCUGAAGCAGUGGAUCCAGGGCGGGAAGAAGGAGAGCCAGCUGCUGGAAGACUACCUGGAAGCCGUGGACGGGAUCAGGAAGCACCUGCUCGCUAAAUCUGAGCCCAGGAAGCUGACCUUUGUGGGGGAGCUCAACCACGGCCGCUUCAGCGCCAAGAUGGACCACCUGGUAUGCUUCCUGCCGGGGACACUGGCUCUGGGUGUCCACCACGGCCUGCCUGCUGAGCACAUGGAGCUGGCCCAGGCGCUCAUGGACACCUGCUACCAGAUGUACCGUCAGAUGGAGACGGGGCUGAGCCCCGAGAUCGCACACUUCAACCUGCACCACACGAUGUUUGUUAAGGACGUCCAGGUCAAGGUGGCCGACAGACACAACCUGCUGCGGCCCGAGACCGUGGAGAGCCUGUUCUACCUGUACCGCCUCACGGGCGACCGCAAGUACCAGGACUGGGGCUGGGAGAUCCUGCAUAGCUUCAACACCUACACGCGGGUCCCCUCGGGCGGCUAUUCUUCCAUCAGCAACGUCCAGGACCCCCGCCACCCCCAGCCCAGGGAUAAGAUGGAGAGCUUCUUUCUGGGGGAGACGCUCAAAUACCUGUAUCUGCUCUUCUCCGAUGACCCCGACCUGCUGAGCCUGGACACCUACGUGUUCAACACAGAGGCUCACCCCCUGCCCAUCUGGGCCCCCUCCUAGGGCGGGACGGCUCUCGAGUAGGCGCUGCCCAGGAGGCUGACGUGUGCUGUCCGCGAGGAUGCCUGUCGGCAAGACCUGGGCCCUGACCUUGGCUGUGUGGUGUCCCCCCAGCUGGCGGCACGUGCUCCGGGCCGGGCUGGUGACAGAGGCCGGCGGGCCACAGGGCCAGGAUGUUUCGGGGCCUCGUAGCUGCUCGGGGUGGCCACUGGGCAUCCGGUGCUCUGCCGCUGGUUCUGUGCUCCUCGCCUGGUUCCUGUUGGAUCACCGUUUGGAACACGUUGGAAUAAAUGGGCGGUGUGAUUCUGGGGAUCCUGUCCACUCAGCGAGUUUCUUCCUUCUUCCUAGAAAAUCAAAUCAUGACUACAUUCCUGAAGCCUGAACACUCUCCUGCUGCCCUGCAAGGGCUUCCUCAGGGUCCUGGGCGUCUGGUCACCCCAGGCCACUUUGGCCCAGAGCCCGCGAUGUGAUCAGAGACAGGGGCUGAGGGUACGGCCCGGUGCAGCCCAGCUCGGGGUCACAGCCUGUGAACACGCCCGACCCAGGGGCUCGGGGCGUCCUGACCUCAUGGGGAUUCGGGCUCCUGGCUG
Dama dama (fallow deer) is the source of this 2810-nucleotide messenger RNA. Its product is annotated as endoplasmic reticulum mannosyl-oligosaccharide 1,2-alpha-mannosidase-like. Gene Ontology annotation, biological process: N-glycan processing; carbohydrate metabolic process. The coding region runs from base 1 to 2223 and encodes 740 amino acids. Lineage: Eukaryota; Metazoa; Chordata; Mammalia; Artiodactyla; Cervidae. The transcript has 14 exons. The record is from RefSeq and is a predicted model, not a curated record. Gene Ontology annotation, cellular component: endoplasmic reticulum; membrane. Gene Ontology annotation, molecular function: calcium ion binding; mannosyl-oligosaccharide 1,2-alpha-mannosidase activity.